Messenger RNA from Scatophagus argus, 1819 nucleotides. It is a transcript of the gene cwc25, whose product is annotated as CWC25 spliceosome associated protein homolog. NCBI's taxonomy places the organism in Eukaryota, Metazoa, Chordata, Actinopteri, Scatophagidae. The coding region runs from base 176 to 1378 and encodes 400 amino acids. Gene Ontology annotation, cellular component: U2-type spliceosomal complex. The record is from RefSeq and is a predicted model, not a curated record. The transcript has 9 exons. Gene Ontology annotation, biological process: mRNA splicing, via spliceosome.
AUACAAAACAGGAAACACACACAGACACACACAAAAAAAACCAUCACAUACGAUCCUCGGUAACCGUGUCGGUAACCCUGUUUUCUAGCUAGCUUACUGGUGACUUUCGACGUUCCGUUUCUUAUCGUUUUGACUAUUUUCAUUUUUGCUGAACUUAUACGACCAACUUUUCAAGAUGGGGGGCGGAGAUCUGAACUUGAAAAAGAGCUGGCAUCCUCAGACUAUGAAAAACAUCGAGCGUGUUUGGAAAGCUGAACAGAAAUAUGAGGCUGAACGCAAGAAGAUUGAGGAGCUACAGAAAGAACUUAAAGAAGAACGAAACCGAGAAGAAAUGACAAGAUAUGCAGAGGAAACAGGUGCCAUCAAAAAGCGGGAUGAUCGUCUGGACUGGAUGUACCAGGGCCCUGCUGGCCAGGUGUCCAGAGAUGAGUAUCUUCUGGGACGUGCCAUUGACAAACAGAUCACUGACCAGUACGAGGAGCCGGAGAGUGGUCCAUCAGCUGAGACUGGCCUCCUGCCUGGGUCCAUCUUCAACCCCACCACUCCCGCCUCCAAUCUCGACCUGGCUGCCAAGAUCAGGGAAGACCCCCUGUUUGAAAUCAGGAAACGUGAGGAAGAAAAGAAAAGGGAAGUCUUGACUAAUCCAGUGAAGAUGAAGAAAAUUAAAGAAAUGCUGCGUCAGAAUCUUGACAAGAAAGACAAGAAAAAGAAGAGGAAGAAGGAUAAAAAGGAGAAGAAAGGAGACAAAGAGAGGAAAAAGGAGAAGAAGCAUAAGAGGAGGAGUUCAAGUUCAAGCUCGGAUGAAGAAAACGGGAAAAAACACAAGUCACAUUCACGAGAUGAAUCUUCGGCGGACCUCAAGUCUCAUUCCCUUCAUCUUCCAGGCUAUGGCCUGCAGCUCCCGGCUGGCAGACAUCACCAGUCCACAGCUCCCUCCAACCACUCUGGGCGCCGUGAGAGGAGCCGCUCCCGAUCGCCUCACAGGAACAGCAGAGAAAGUCACUCCUACUCUUCUACUUCGCACAGAGGUGACCGGAAGCCUAAAGCUGCCAGCCCACAAAGAGAGCGUUACCACAGACCAAGGCACGUCGUGUCCAAGAAGCUCUCUGCAGAAGAACUGGAGCGCAAGAGGCAGGAGAUGAUGGACCAGGCCAAGCAGAGGGAGGAGGACAGGGAGAAUAACGUGAAGAGAUACAAGAGGCAAGACGAGCAGGAAAAGCAGAGGGAACAGAAUGCCAAGCAUGACCGCCACUCUGGCUUCAUUCAUAACAUGAAGCUGGAAAGUGCUGCCAGCUCUUCCUUGGAGGACAGAGUGAAGAGGAACAUCCACUCCAUUCAGAGGACACCAGCCUCCUUGGACAACUUCAUGAAGAGAUGAAGACACAAAACAUUUAUCAUACAAACAGGCUGAAGUGAACUGAUUGAAAAAGCUUGGCAAGAGUAUGUCAUCCGCUCUUUUAUCUGUCUCUUAAAUGAACUGAGGCAGGUAUGUGUGUAUUACUGUGCUGGAUGGUGUGGAGGGAGACUGUUGUGAGUUCAGACUGAGAACCAUAUGGCUUUAUACCUACCCAUGUUUUUUAUUUGGCAAAGCUGUUUCCACAACAGUAAAAUCUUUUAUUUCAGAGAAGUGCAAAGGCCUUAUCAUGGCUGCUCUGUACCCCUUUAAAGUUCAUGUGAUCCAAACUUUGUACAAAAUAUAGUUUUUUGUGUUUUUAGUCCAAUAGGACCUACUUUUAUCUCAAAGGUUUUUGUAAUAUAUGUUUGUUACUUAAUGUUCAUCUGUGAGUAGCAACUGGAAUAAUAACUUUCCAGCAUUUGA